AUGAUUGCUACCACUGCCAGAGGAGGUAGCGGAGAGUUUAAUGGAACUAAUUGUUCACUUCCAAAAGUAAAAAUAUGGUUCCAAAAUCGUCGCAUGAAGUGGCGUAACUCCAAAGAAAGAGAACUGCUCGCCAGCGGUGGCUCACGAGAUCAGACUCUGCCGAACAAGAACAAUCCUCAUCCGGACCUGAGCGACGCCCAAACGGACCCCCCAAGGGUACCGCCGACUCCUUCGCCGCCUUCGACGAUCCACGCUGCUGCGAUGAUCAACACGGAGCAGGGAGGAGACCCGCAUUCAAAGUCUCCUGCUCCGCCACUGCUCGCUGGCAACACCAGUUGGUCCUUCGAACCUGAUGAAUAUGCGGAUAGUGAUUGCGCUAGUGAUGAAGAGAUCAAUGUCACGUGA
Ctenocephalides felis (cat flea) is the source of this 405-nucleotide messenger RNA. RefSeq names its product homeobox protein DBX1-like. Lineage: Eukaryota; Metazoa; Arthropoda; Insecta; Siphonaptera; Pulicidae. The record is from RefSeq and is a predicted model, not a curated record. The transcript is spliced from 2 exons. Bases 1 to 405 code for a protein of 134 amino acids. Gene Ontology annotation, biological process: regulation of transcription by RNA polymerase II. Gene Ontology annotation, molecular function: DNA binding.